Molecule: messenger RNA, 628 nt
Organism: Mercenaria mercenaria
Lineage: Eukaryota; Metazoa; Mollusca; Bivalvia; Venerida; Veneridae
Exons: 2
Coding region: 184-486 (100 amino acids)
Source: RefSeq, a predicted model, not a curated record
AAAAUUUUUCAUACAACACCUUUUAAGUUCUGAAGUAUACUUUAUACAUUUUCAUAAUAACAUAACAACCUAGACGUAUUAUUCUUGAUUCAUAUGUAGUAAAAAAAGAGACACACAUGCGCGCGAGAAUACAUUGCACCUUAUAGGGUUGUGAUAAUAUUAUAGAUUCAAGAGUUGUCUACUAUGACAAAAGAAGAAUUUAGUCUAGACUGGAAGACUGAAUCAGGUGUCUGUGGCAAUUGGAAAAGUAAGGGAUGUUCAAUAGGGAAUACUAGUACACCGCAUACACCAGUCGAAACAGCGGCAGUGGCACUUGAGGAGUUGCAGCCUUCAUCCUCUUUGGUAUACCCAGACCCGCCAGAAGUACCAGAAGAGGAAGCUAUUCACGAAGGGGAAAAAACAAAAUGUGACAUUUGUCACAGAAUGUCCGCUUCUAAUAAAAAAAAAAGACCUGUGGCUCAAUUGCGAGUACAGGAAGAAAUGUGAUUUUUGGGUCCAUACGCUGUGUGUUGGUAUUGUUGCUAAGACUGAAAGUGAUUUGGAAGACAUCAAAUUUUUCUGCCCUACACACAUUAAAUCGUACAUGAAAUAAAUUUCUAAUAUUAUGAUAAAAUAAAACAAUUUUGUA